Molecule: messenger RNA, 1606 nt
Organism: Grammomys surdaster
Lineage: Eukaryota; Metazoa; Chordata; Mammalia; Rodentia; Muridae
Gene: Asgr2
Product: asialoglycoprotein receptor 2
Exons: 9
Coding region: 396-1301 (301 amino acids)
Biological process (GO): biological process involved in interspecies interaction between organisms
Cellular component (GO): external side of plasma membrane
Molecular function (GO): D-mannose binding; fucose binding
Source: RefSeq, a predicted model, not a curated record
CAAUGAAGGGCGAGAUGACGUGUGUGUGUGUGCUAGUGCACACACGCGUGCAUGUGUACAUACAGGGAGACCUUACAUACAAAGAGACCUCCCAUCUCCCUUCUCUGGUUGUGAGAACAGAAACAUGUCCCCCACCCCCACUACUCACAGCCUGAGUUCCAACCGUGUUUCUAUUUACUGUCCAAAGUCCUGGGGGCAGGAGGUGACAGGUUAGAUGGACAUUCAGGCACAGGGACCCAGCUCUUACCUAGAUCAGCCCUUCCUCCCUCCCACCUAGCACCACUAACACCGCUUGUCCGGUCUCCCAGGUUUAACCCCUCUUUCUCCUUGGACCUGGGCUGCCUCCAGAAGCCAGAGUCAGCUCUCUAUACCUUUAACAGCUCUUAGGGUCCAUCAUGGAGAAGGACUUUCAAGACAUCCAGCAGCUGGACUCUGAGGAAAAUGACCAUCAGCUCAGUGGUGAUGAGGAACAAGGCCCUCAUGUGCAGAAUCCUAGGACAGAAAAUCCACGUUGGAAAGGACAGCCUCCUCCCAGGCCCUUUCCGCAGCGCCUCUGCUCCAUGUUCCACUUCAGUCUGCUCGCCCUGGCCUUCAACAUCCUCCUGUUGGUGGUCAUCUGUGUGAUUUCAUCCCAAAGCAUGCAGCUGCAAGAGGAGUUUCGGGCCCUGAAAGAAACCUUCAGCAACUUCUCCUCCAGCACCCUGAUGGAGUUCAGGGCUCUGGACUCCCACGGAGGUAGCAGAAAUGACAAGUUGACUUCCUGGAUAGCCAAACUGGAGGGAAAGCAGCAGGAGCUAAAAGCAGACCACUCCACUUUGCUCUUUCACCUGAAGCACUUCCCACUGGACCUGCGAACCCUGACCUGUCAGCUGGCCUUCUUCCAGAGCAAUGGCACAGAAUGCUGCCCUGUUAACUGGGUGGAGUAUGGGGGAAGUUGCUACUGGUUUUCUUUGGAUGGGCUCACCUGGGCUGAGGCCGAACAGUACUGCCAGCUGGAGAAUGCCCACCUGCUGGUCAUCAACUCCAGGGACGAGCAGGACUUUGUUGUAAAGCACAGGGGCUCGUUUCAUAUUUGGAUAGGUCUUACCGACAGGGAUGGCUCCUGGAAAUGGGUGGAUGGAACCGAAUAUAGAAGCAACUACAAGAAUUGGGCCAUCACUCAGCCAGAUAACUGGCAGGGCCAUGAAGAAGGUGGGAGUGAAGACUGUGCUGAAAUUCUGUCAAAUGGCCAUUGGAAUGACAACUUCUGCCAGCAGGUGAACCGCUGGGCAUGUGAAAAGAGGCGCAACAUCACCCACUAGGAGUCUGCUCUAUCGCGUCUACGCACCCCGCCUCAACCCCGCAUGACCCAAUAGGAGUUCGCUCUACCAUGUCUCCGCCCUAUCCCCACCACUGCAUCAUCCCAACAUCCUCACUAGGGAUAUGGGCGCAAGGAAGAGAGACAGAGUCCCAAGCACGAGGAAGGGCUAUGGGAAAACGGAAAGGGGAUGGCUCUAUGGUCUCAUACUUUGGGAAGGCUGAGAUUCUACCCUUCUCCACAAUUCAUUGCAAUUGUUAUAAAUUUCAGCCUUCUGAACGGAGUAGAAAAAGAAACAAAUACGCAAAA